Messenger RNA from Cyclocybe aegerita, 750 nucleotides. NCBI's taxonomy places the organism in Eukaryota, Fungi, Basidiomycota, Agaricomycetes, Agaricales, Hemipholiotaceae. The record is from the annotation of a GenBank genome assembly.
AUGCCUAGUCUUGUACAGGUGGAGAGUUUCGUUCUUACGACGAACACGCACGGCGUCGAACUACGGGCCCCAAUGAAGGAGUACACGAGAACAUUUGGUUCAGAGAAGGGCACUGGGGCCACUGGAGUGAUUCUUCUGCUCGGGCAUGGAGCAGGAUUCUUCGAUGGGUUUCUCAAGUCGAAGGUAACAGAUAUUUGGAACUAUGGAGAUGGAUUCGCUACGCUUGUGAACUCGGGCCUCCUGGGACCUUUCGACCGCGGUCGAAACCUCGGCUGGCGCGGUUGGGGUCCACCGAAUUCUUCAACCCGCCUUCCCGACUUCUCGCGGAUUAUCAUCGUCGAUCCUGCGAUGACCAGCAAUGCUUUCGACGACAAAGAGUCAGACAUCUACCGGUUCGUCAAAUCCACCACCCCAACAAGGAAAGACACCUGGUGUAAUCCUGACACCGCGGCUGCAUGGUUGAAGGCUCGGUUACCCUGGGCUACUUGGGAUGAAAGGGUGUUUGACUGUCCGGUCGACGAUGAUGCGGGCCAUCGACGUGGCAAAGGAAAGAAACACGGUCUUCGCGCCCUCCCGACGGUGUACUAUCCUGACAAAAUGUCCGAAGUAACUCUUACUACCCAUCGACUGGCAGAAAAUAUCGCUUUCGAGGGCAAGCAAUACGCUUCGAAUGCACUCGACCAGCUCAGCCAGAUUUGCAUACAUCUGCCCGCUCAUUUAAUCUUCGGAGGGAAGAACGAUCUCUUGUGA